Durusdinium trenchii is the source of this 1707-nucleotide messenger RNA. Lineage: Eukaryota; Dinophyceae; Suessiales; Symbiodiniaceae. The record is from the annotation of a GenBank genome assembly.
AUGGGCAACGCGGCUCCGUCGGUUUCGCGGGUGCUGGAGCUGCGCUUGGCGAGACCCACAUGGCACCAGGGCGACCUGAGCCGUCACCUGGAGCUUCGCCCUUGGCCUGCACCGCUCUUCUCGGCGCCCGCGCCGCCACUGCGACCGCGUUGGGAGGAAACCUUCCGGAUGGAGGUGGAGAUGGGCCUGGAGGUGCGAGUGAUGCAAGGGGAGCAGGAACUGGCCAGAGGAGUCCUGGAGGCGAUCCCACCUGUUCCGCAGCUGGUCUUUCGCGUGGUGCCGCUGCCCUUGGCGCCCAGCAGCUUUGGCACGUUAGAAGUGAAGCUUCGAGAGGCCCCAUCGGAACAGGGAGAAGAAGGACGCUUCCAGUUCCAGAUGCCCUUGGCCAGACGCCAGGUCAUCUCUCUGGAGCUUCAAAACGCCGAGCUCCUCAAACGUCUCAAGGGCCGAGCGUCCCGGGACGGGCGACGCACCGAGCUCACCGAGCGCGAAAGAGCGCCGAUGAGGCAUCAACAGCUCUUGGCAGAGGCAUAUGCCCAAACGGCUGAGCUUUUGCAGAAGAAGCAGCACCUGCGGCGCAGGCUCGCUGCGAUGAAGCUCCUGUGCCACUCUGAACUGCCUCGCCUGCGCGGGCAGCUACAGCAAGCGCUGGCCAGGCAGCAACAGCUGAAAGCCGAUGCAGAAGCGAAGAUCGCUUCCUUACAGGAAAGGCUGCGGCAUGCCCAAGAGAAAGGCCUCUCAGAGGUGGAGGUCCAAGGGCUGGUGGCCUUGGCGCUGGGCCGCCGCGAGGAGCUCCAGCGGAAGCUCCGGGAGGAGGCGGAGGCGCAAGCGUCCCAGGAGUCCCCAGAGGUCGCGCACUUGCAGGAGCUGUCGCUCCAGCAGCAAGAGGACGAGGGGUUUUGUGUGGCCGAUGCGCGGCGCUGGGGUGAGCGGGGCCACCCAGAACACCCAGAGGCCACCCCCGACAUCCCCAACUUCGUGCGUAAAGCCGCGGGCGGACGCAUGCCGCUCCCCCCGGAGCAGCCAGGCUCCAUGCGGUCGGACAUGGAGGAGGAGGAGUCGCCGCACACCUUCUCUGAGAAGGUGUGUGUUUUGAUCAAGCCUCUAGGUCGGGAUCACUACACGUCGCCGUUGAGCAUCCGAUUAUGGGCGGACAACCCUGCCCACCCGCGGAGCUUGUUGUUGGAGCUCACGGACGAAAAGGACCUCCUCUUCUAUCAUAGCUUGGCCUUAGGUGAGAGCGACUUCCAUGCCCUGCGCUCGGAGCAGCGUUUGCUGGUGGACUUCCAAUCCUUCCCCGAGCAGCUGGCCGACCUCCUGCGCCGCUGCAGCGAGGCCGAGUGGGAAUCCUCGGCCGCCUCGGCCGGUGGGCGGGCCAAGCAGGAGCCUGGCAGUUCCAAGAUGUUGGCCUCCUUGGAGUGCACCGCCAGUGGUGAGAGCCGCUUGAACAUCGUGGAGUCCACCAACUUCCGCGAGCUCAUCCAUAUCGACCUGCGCUUGCGACAGGGCUCAGAUGAGGUGGUGAAGAAACACUUGGCCAAGAAGCUGCGGAUCUGUCGCGCGGAGCUCUUGGAGAAGGAGCGGCGCCUAGGUCACCAGAGCGAGGCCUUGGAGAGCAGCAAGAAGCAGGCGGGGAGCAUGCGUGGAUGUUGCGUGGAUGGAUCGAAGGAGAAUCGGCCAGGGGGUGGUCUUAAAGACGUGGCGUAA